Molecule: messenger RNA, 1076 nt
Organism: Eutrema salsugineum
Lineage: Eukaryota; Viridiplantae; Streptophyta; Magnoliopsida; Brassicales; Brassicaceae
Product: 36.4 kDa proline-rich protein
Exons: 2
Coding region: 34-834 (266 amino acids)
Source: RefSeq, a predicted model, not a curated record
UUUCUUAUAUUUCCUCCACGUACACUUCUCAACAUGGACUCAUCCAAACUCUCAUUGCUCUCUCUCUGUCUCCUCAUUUGCAUUAUCUGUUCUCCCCAACACUCACUCUCAUGCGGUUCCUGCAACCACCAGAAGGGCGGAUUACCCUCAAUUAAACCCCCUGUCACCAUUCCCAAGCUUCCUGUUCCUCCGGUUACUGUUCCUAAGGUACCCGUUCCUCCAGUAACUGUCCCUAAUCUACCCGUUCCUCCUGUAACUGUUCCAAAGCUACCUAUUCCUCCGGUGACCGUACCUAAACUUCCAGUUACCGUACCUAAACUCCCAGUUCCUCCGGUGACAGUCCCUAAGCUACCCAUUCCGCCAGUGGCCAUUCCAAAGGUACCCGUUCCUCCAGUUACUGUCCCAAAGGUACCUGUUCCUCCUGUGACUGUCCCUGAGCUUCCACUUCCUCCAGUGGGCGGGCUACCCACAUUGCCACUACCACCAUUACCAGGGACUAUCCCACCAGCCACAGGAGGGAAGGAUUGUCCUCCAACCCCGGGUAGCGAGAUGCCCCCAUCAGGCAGUGGGAAGGCCACAUGUCCAAUAGACACGCUUAAGUUGGGGGCGUGUGUGGACUUGUUGGGAGGUUUAGUAAAGAUAGGACUUGGAGACCCUGCAGUUAACAAAUGCUGUCCGUUACUUAAAGGCCUCGUUGAAGUUGAAGCAGCCGCCUGUCUCUGCACUACACUCAAGCUUAAAGCUCUUAACCUUAAGCUUUAUGUCCCUGUUGCUCUUCAGCUUCUUCUUACCUGCGGUAAAAAUCCACCUCCGGGGUACACUUGUUCCAUCUGAUAAAUUCUCUCCAGCUAAAGGAUAGUUUGGAGAAAAAAGUGGGAAGAGAAUGGCGGAGCUCCAAUCUUUCCUUUCUUCCAUUAUCAAUCAUAUCAAAUCCUUUCCCGUUAAUUCUUUCGCCUAUCUCCCCCUCCUGCUUGUAUUAUUUAAUGUGUGAUUUUAGAUUAAUGAUUCUUCUUUUGUAUUAAGUAUGAUUUAAAAUCUUUUCUUUUAAUUAAUUAAUGAAUUGAGCUUCGUGAAAA